UCAUGCCGAUGGUCUAACCUCGGGCCCCUCCCCGGAAAAUAAACUCACGAAAGUCUCUUAUUCGCCGGAAAAGAAUACAGAGAUGGAUUAUCCGGCGACGCCGGAGUCGAUCUUUCUGGAAGACUUCGGUCAGAAGGUUGACCUCACCCGGCGGAUCCGUGAGGUGCUGUUGAACUACCCGGAGGGGACCACGGUCCUCAAGGAGCUCAUACAGAACGCCGACGAUGCCGGCGCCACCACUGUCCGGCUCUGCCUGGACCGCCGUCUCCAUGGCUCUGACUCGCUCUUGUCUGACACCUUGGCGCAGUGGCAAGGCCCGGCGCUCUUGGCCUAUAACGACGCGGUUUUCACCGAAGAGGAUUUCGUUAGUAUUUCUAGGAUCGGUGGGAGUAGUAAGCAUGGGCAGGCGUGGAAGACCGGCCGAUUCGGGGUUGGCUUCAACUCGGUGUAUCAUUUAACUGAUCUGCCUUCGUUUGUGAGUGGCAAGUAUGUGGUAUUAUUUGAUCCUCAGAGUUUUUACCUUCCUAAGGUUUCUGCAGCAAAUCCUGGAAAGCGAAUUGACUAUGUUAGUUCUUCAGCCAUCUCACUAUAUAAAGACCAAUUCUUUCCAUAUUGUGCUUUUGGUUGUGACAUGAAACUUCCUUUUGCUGGAACUUUAUUCCGUUUCCCUUUGAGGAAUGCAGAUCAGGCAGUCAGAAGUAAGCUCUCAAGGCAAUCGUACAUGGAAGAUGACAUCUCUUCCAUGUUUGUUCAGCUUUAUGAGGAGGGAGUUUUCACACUACUCUUUCUCAAAAGUGUUAUGUGUGUUGAAAUGUAUGUGUGGGAUGUUGGAGAACCUGAGCCGACGAAGCUUUAUUCUUGCUCAGUGAGUUCAGUGAACAGUGAUACUGUUUGGCAUCGGCAGGCACUACUUAGGUUAUCAAAGUCAAUAAAUUCUACUGAUAGCAUGGUGGAUGCCUUUUCAUUAGACUUCUUGAGUGAAGCAACAAUUGGAACCCAAUCUGAGAAGAGGAUGGAUAGUUUUUAUAUAGUGCAAACAAUGGCUUCAGCGUCCAGUAGGAUUGGUUCUUUCGCUUCUACUGCAUCCAAUGAAUAUGAUAUUCACUUGCUGCCAUGGGCAUCAGUUGCAGCAUGCACAUCAGACGAUUCACUUAAUAAUAAUGCUCUUAAGCUUGGUCGGGCAUUCUGUUUCCUUCCUCUACCUGUUAGAACCGGAUUAAGUGUCCAAGUUAAUGGGUACUUUGAGGUGUCGUCAAACCGUCGUGGCAUUUGGUAUGGAGCUGACAUGGACAGAAGUGGAAAAAUUCGUUCUACCUGGAACAGGCUUCUUUUAGAAGAUGUUGUGGCUCCCAUUUUUACACAAUUGCUGCUUGGUGUGCAAGGGUUGCUGGGUCCAUCAAAUUUAUACUAUUCUUUAUGGCCCAAUGGUUCUUUUGAAGAGCCGUGGAAUAUUUUGGUCAAGCAGAUAUACAGAAACAUCUGCAAUGCUCCUGUGUUGUAUUCAGAACUUGAAGGAGGAAAAUGGGUUUCACCAGUUGAAGCUUUUCUUCAUGACGAGGAAUUCAGUAAAAGUAAGGAGCUUGGUGAGGCCCUGGUGCAGCUAGGAAUGCCUAUUGUGCAUUUACCUGAUGUUUUGUUUAAUACGCUUUUGAGAGACGCUUCUGAAGUUAAGCAGAAAGUGGUAACUCCUGAUACAGUACGCCAUUUUCUUAGGGAAUGCAAAACUCUUGUUUCUUUAAGCAAAUCUUACAAGCUUGUACUGUUGGAAUAUUGUCUUGAAGACUUAAUAGAUGCUGAAGCUGUUACACAUGCAUAUGAUCUACCUUUGCUUCCUUUGGCAAAUGGUGAUUUCGGAUUAUUGUCAGAAGCAACAAAAGGAAUUUUUUAUUUUGUUUGCAGUGAGUUAGAGUACAUGCUACUUCAACAAAUUUCUAAUAGAUUAAUUGAUCAGAAGAUUCCUCUCAACAUACUGACUAGACUUUCUGGUAUUGCAAAGUCAUCAAGGUCAAAUCUUGUUAUUUUCAGCAUUCAUUAUUUCCUUCAGUUCUUCCCUAUGUUUGUACCUGCUGAAUGGAAAUAUAAAAGCAAAGUUUUCUGGGACCCAGAGUCUUGUCAUGAUCAUCCGACUGUAUCAUGGUUUGUGUUAUUGUGGCAAUAUCUGCAGAAUCAGUGUGAGAACUUGUUGUUGUGUGGUGAUUGGCCUAUCUUGCCAUCCACAUCUGGGCACCUGUACAGAGUUUCUAAACAAUCGAAACUUAUUAGUGCAGCAAAACUUUCCAUUAAGAUGCGAGACAUACUUGCUAUGAUUGGAUGCAAGAUACUAAAUCCCAAUUAUGGAGUUGAACACCCAGAUUUAUGUCACUAUGUAUGUGAUGCCGAUGCUGCAGGUGUUUUGGAAUCAAUAUUUGAUGUUGUCUCUUCAGAUGGUUGCAGCAUUGUGCAAACUCUUCGUAUUUUGGGAGUGGAAGAGAGGAAUGAGCUUCGUGGAUUUCUUUUUGAUCCAAAAUGGUAUAUCGGAGACUGUAUGGAUGAUUCUAACAUUAGAAAUUGCAAGAUGCUGCCUAUCUAUAGAGUCUUUGGUGGAGGAUCUUCUCAAGGUAUCCAAUUUUCUGACCUAGAGAAUCCUCGAAAGUAUUUACCACCAUAUGAUGUCCCUGAAUACUUUUUGGGAGGUGAGUUCAUUGUUGGCUCUUCGACUCGUGAAGAAGAGAUUCUGUUAAGGUAUUAUGGAAUUGAGAGAAUGGGGAAGGCAUGUUUCUACAGAAAACAGGUGUUCGGUAGAGUCAGGGAGUUGCAACCUGAAAUUCGUGACGGUGUCAUGCUCUCUGUUUUGCAAAACCUACCACAAUUGUGUGUUGAGGACUUGUCUCUCCGGGAAUGCUUGAGAAGUUUGGAAUUUGUCCCAACCCUUAGUGGUGCUCUUAGGUGUCCUGACAUGUUGUAUGAUCCUCGUAAUGAAGAAUUAUAUGCAUUAUUAGAAGACUCUGAUAAUUUCCCUUAUGGUCCUUUCCAAGAAUCUGGCAUUUUGGACAUGCUACAAGGAUUGGGCCUUAGAACGUCUGUAUCUCCUCAGACUGUGAUAGAAAGCGCUAGGCAGGUAGAACGAUUAAUGCAUGAGGAUCAACAAACUGCAUAUUCAAGAGGCAAAGUACUUCUCUCCUACUUAGAAGCUAAUGCUAUGAAGUGGCUACCCAGUCCAGCAAAUGAUGAUCAAGGAACAGUGAACAGAAUGUUCUCACGAGCUGCAACUGCAUUCAGACCUCGCAACUUGAAAUCUGACCUUGAAAAGUUCUGGAAUGAUCUCCGGAUGAUCUGCUGGUGCCCAGUUUUAGUUUCUGCUCCUUUUCAGACAUUACCAUGGCCUGUUGUGUCAUCCAUGGUUGCUCCCCCCAAGCUUGUAAGAUUGCAAACGGACUUGUGGCUUGUUUCUGCGAGCAUGCGAAUACUGGAUGGAGAAUGCUCUUCCACAGCACUAUCAUAUGGACUUGGAUGGUCUUCUCUGCCAGGUGGAAGUGUGAUUGCUGCUCAACUACUUGAGCUUGGAAAAAAUAAUGAGAUAGUGAAUGAUCAGGUUCUCAGGCAAGAAUUAGCCCUGUCAAUGCCGAGGAUAUACUCAAUACUGACAGGCUUGAGUGGCUCAGAUGAGAUGGACAUUGUAAAGGCUGUUCUUGAAGGUUGUCGGUGGAUAUGGGUGGGAGAUGGAUUUGCAACCUCGGACGAGGUGGUCCUUGAUGGUCCACUCCAUUUGGCUCCUUAUAUACGUGUUAUACCUGUUGAUUUAGCAGUUUUCAGAAAUUUUUUUUUAGAACUUGGCAUUCGGGAAUUCCUGACGCCCACUGAUUACGCUGAUAUUCUGUGUAGAAUGGCUGUGAAGAAGGGUUCCUCCCCUCUUGAUGCACCAGAAAUCAGGGCAGCCAUAUUGAUUGUGCAGCAUCUGGCUGAAGCUCCUUUUUGUGACCAGCAAGUAAAGGUCUAUUUACCUGAUGUUUCAGGCAGACUACUUCCUGCCAGUGACUUGGUUUAUAAUGAUGCUCCCUGGUUGCUUGGCUCAGAAGAUCAUGAUAACUCAUUUCUUGGUGCCUCAAAUUUGACAUUGAACAUGAAGAGAACAGUUCAUAGAUUUGUUCAUGGGAACAUAUCCAAUGAUGUUGCUGAAAAACUUGGUGUCUGCUCGCUUCGUAGAACCUUGCUAGCUGAGAGUGCUGAUUCGAUGAAUGUGAGUUUGUCCGGAGCUGCAGAAGCUUUUGGACAGCAUGAAGCCUUGACAACGAGGCUUAAACAUAUACUUGAAAUGUAUGCAGAUGGACCUGGGAUUCUAUUUGAGCUGGUACAAAAUGCAGAGGAUGCAGGAGCUUCUGAGGUGACCUUUCUCUUGGAUAAAACUCAGUAUGGGACUUCUUCUGUUCUCUCUCCUGAAAUGGCAGAUUGGCAAGGCCCUGCAUUGUACUGUUUUAAUGACUCUGUUUUCAGUCCGCAAGAUCUUUAUGCCAUCUCACGCAUUGGUCAAGAAAGUAAACUAGAGAAGCCCUUUGCAAUUGGAAGAUUUGGGUUGGGUUUUAAUUGUGUCUAUCAUUUUACAGAUAUCCCCACAUUUGUUUCUGGGGAAAACAUUGUUAUGUUUGAUCCUCAUGCAUGUAAUUUGCCUGGGAUUUCUCCCUCCCACCCUGGCCUGCGAAUAAAAUUUGUGGGUCGAAGGAUCUUGGAACAAUUUCCUGAUCAAUUCUCUCCUUACUUACACUUUGGUUGUGAUUUGCAGCACCCAUUUCCUGGAACCUUAUUUCGUUUUCCACUUAGGACUGAGACUGUUGCUUCCCGAAGCCAAAUAAAGAAAGAAGGAUACGCCCCUGAAGAUAUCAUUUCUCUUUUUUCUUCUUUCUCAGAGGUUGUGUCUGAUGCUCUGCUUUUCCUGCGGAAUGUGAAAGUUAUCUCUGUUUUUGUGAAGGAGGGACCUGGACAUGAAAUGCAGCUUAUACGUCGUGUGGACAAGCAUUGCAUUAGUGAGCCUGAAAUUGAAUCCAAUGCACUACAGGAUAUGUUUAGCCUCUUCAAUGGAAAUCUGCAUACUGGAAUGGAUAAAGACCACUUCCUGAAGAAAUUGAGAAAGUCCAUUGAUAGAGAUUUGCCAUAUAAAUGUCAAAAGAUUAUUACUACGGAGCACAGCUCAUCUGGUGAUAUAUCACACUGUUGGAUGACAACUGAAUGUAUAGGUGGUGGGUUAGCUAAGAAAAACUCUGCAGCAUCUAAUGACAAGUCCUAUAAUUCUAUCCCAUGGGCAUGUGUUGCUGCAUAUUUACAUUCUGUCAAGGUUGACAGGAAAUUGAUUGACAUCCCAAAGACAGAGGAUUUGGUUAUGAAUACUCCCGAUUUGUUUCAGGUUCCUACGGCUUCCACUCAAGAUAGGAAGGAUUUCGAAGGCCGCGCCUUCUGCUUUUUGCCACUGCCAAUUAGCACUGGUCUUCCAGCACAUAUUAAUGCAUAUUUUGAAUUGUCCUCAAAUCGUAGGGACAUCUGGUUUGGUAAUGACAUGGCAGGUGGUGGAAAAAAACGCUCAGACUGGAAUAUUUACAUCCUUGAAGAUGUUGUUGCCCCUGCUUAUGGUCAUUUGCUUGAGAAAGUCGCAUUGGAGGUUGGCCCCUGUGAUUUAUUUUUUUCAUUAUGGCCUACAACAGCAGGAUUAGAACCUUGGGCAUCAGUGAUUCGGAAUCUCUACAUUUUUGUUGCUGAUUUUAGUCUUCGGGUAUUAUUCACAAAAGCAAGAGGGGGACAGUGGAUUUCAACCAAGCAAGCUGUUUUUCCUGAUUUUACUUUCCACAAGGCACAUGAUCUUGUAGAGGCAUUAUCAGAUGCUGGUCUACCUCUUGUGACCGUUUCUCAGCAAAUUGUAGAGAGAUUCAGAGAGUUCUGCCCUUCGUUGAAUUUCCUGACACCAGAGUUGUUAAGGACUUUGUUGAUUUAUAGAAAACGUGGAUUUAAGGACCGGAAUGCAAUGAUUUUGACCCUUGAAUAUUGCUUAAUUGACUUAAUAGUACCUGUUCAAUUGGACAGUUUAUGUGGUUUGCCAUUAUUACCUCUUGCUGAUGGGUCAUUUACAAAAAUUGACAGGAAGGGGUUUGGUGAAAGAAUCUAUAUUUCAAAGGGGGACGAGUAUGGUCUUCUCAAGGAUUCAGUUCCACAUCAACUAGUUGACGGCGAAAUCCCAGAAGGAAUUCAUGGGAAGCUAUGUGACAUAGCCCUUGGCAAAGACUCGAAUAUUUCUUUUCUCUCAUGCGAUUUGCUUGAGAAACUCUUUUUGAAAUUACUUCCAGCAGAGUGGCAGCAUGCAAAACAGGUGACUUGGACUCCUGGUCAUCAGGGCCAUCCAAGUUUAGACUGGAUAAGACUUCUGUGGGGCUAUUUGAAGUCAUCUUGUGAUAACCUUUCCGUGUUUUCUAACUGGCCUAUUUUGCCUGCUGGGAGUAAUUAUCUUUUGCAACUAGUUGAAAAUUCAAAUGUGAUUAAAAAUGAUGGGUGGAGUGAGAACAUGUCCUCUUUGUUGCUGAAAGUAGGAUGUCUAUUCUUGAGGCAUGACCUACCAAUAGAUCAUCCACAGUUGGAAAAGUUUGUGCAGUCACCAACGGCAACUGGCAUAAUAAAAGCGUUUCUGGCGAUUGCUGGUAAGCUAGAAAAUAUUGAGGGGCUUUUUUGUGAUGCAUCAGAAGGGGAGCUACAUGAACUCCGGAGUUUUAUUCUUCAGUCCAAAUGGUUCUUUGAAGAGCAUAUUGAAGACACACAUAUUGACAUCAUCAAAUGCCUACCUAUGUUUGAGUCAUAUAGAACUAGAAAGCUAGUAAGUUUGAGUAAACCUAUCAAAUGGCUUAAACCUAAUGGUGUGCACGAUGAUCUUUUGAAUGAUGACUUUGUACGCACAGAAACAGAAAAGGAAAGAAUCAUUUUGAGAAGGUAUUUGGAGAUUAAAGAACCCUCCAGGGUGGAACUCUACAAAGAUUUUGUGCUCAACCGCAUGUCGGAAUUUGUUUCACAGCAGGAGGCUCUUUCAGCCAUUCUACAUGAUGUGAAGCUAUUGAUUGAAGAGGAUAUUUCAAUUAAAUCUGCACUUUCCACAACACCUUUUGUGUUGGCAGCCAAUGGAUCUUGGCAACAGCCAUCCAGGCUUUAUGAUCCUCGUGUUCCUGAGCUGCGAAAGAUGCUGCACAGUGAAGUUUUCUUUCCUUCUGACAGAUUCUCUGAUCCUGAAACUUUGGAGACUUUAGUAAGCCUUGGGCUUAGAAGAACUCUAGGUUUUUCUGGUUUGCUUGAUUGUGCUAGAUCAGUUUCUCUAUUGCAUGAUGCUGGGGACUCAGAAGCUCUGAGUUAUGGGAGGAAGUUACUUGUCUGUUUAGAUGCUCUGGCAUUAAAGCUCUCAACUGAUGGAGGGGCAGGAAAUUGGGAUGAAUCGGAGGGUGCCAUGCUACGUAAUGACAACAGUCUUGUAGAUGGUAAUCCAAUGUGUGUUGACUCUUCCGAGAGGGAUAAGAACUAUUGUGUAGAAAAUCUUGACUCUAGUUUUCUUUUAGGCACCAUUAUUGAUGACAAACCGGAAGAAGAAUUUUGGUCUGAAAUGAAGGCUAUUGCUUGGUGUCCUGUUUCUGUUGAUCCACCUUUAAAAGGACUCCCUUGGUUAAAAUCACGUAAUCAAGUAGCAGCCCCAAGCAUGGUGAGACCUAAAACACAGAUGUGGAUGGUGUCGUGUUCAAUGCAUAUACUAGAUGGCGAAUGCUGCUCAAUGUACCUACAACAUAAACUUGGUUGGAUGGAUUGCCCAACCAUAGAUGUUUUAUCCACUCAGUUAAUUGAGCUAUCCAAGUUCUAUGGCCAGCUUAAGUUACAGUCUUUGGUGGAACCUGAUUUUGAUGCUGCACUGCAAAAAGGGAUACCAUUGCUUUACUCAAAAUUGCAAGAUUAUAUUGGUACCGAGGAUUUGAUGGUGCUAAAAUCAGCUUUAACCGGUGUUUCCUGGGUUUGGAUUGGCGAUGAUUUUGUAUCUCCAAAUGCACUUGCAUUUGAUUCACCUGUCAAGUUCUCUCCUUAUUUGUUUGUUGUUCCAUCUGAAUUAUCGGAAUUUAGAGUUUUGCUUUUGGAAUUGGGUGUCAGACUUAGUUUUGAUGUAUGGGACUAUUUUAAUGUAUUACAGCGCUUGCAGAAUGAUGUGAAAGGGUUCCCAUUGUCCACAGAUCAGUUAAGUUUUGUCCAUUGUGUCCUCGAAGCUGUUGCUGACUGUUGCUCAGACAAACCAUUGUUUGAAGUUUCUGAGACUCCAUUCUUAAUUCCAGAUUCUUUUGGAGUUCUAAGGCAUGCACGGGAUCUUGUGUACAAUGAUGCACCAUGGAUGGAAAACCAUACUCCUGCUGGGAAACAUUUUGCACAUCCAAGUAUCAGCAAUGAUCUGGCAAACAGGUUGGGUGUACAGUCACUUCGAUGCCUCUCUUUGGUCGAUGAAGAGAUGACUAAAGAUUUGUCAUGCAUGGACUAUGCUAGAAUAAAUGAGCUUUUGGCAUUGUAUGGGAACAAUGACUUCUUGUUGUUUGACCUUCUUGAGUUGGCAGAUUGCUGCAAAGCCAAAAAGCUACACCUUAUCUUUGACAAGAGGGAACAUCCUCGCCAGUCUUUGCUGCAGUACAAUCUAGGUGAAUUUCAAGGGCCUGCCCUAGUAGCCAUUUUGGAAGGGGUCAGCUUGAGUAGAGAGGAAGUAAGUGGCCUCCAGCUCCUCCCUCCAUGGAGACUUCGGGGCGAUACUCUUAACUAUGGUUUGGGACUGCUUAGCUGUUAUUUCGUCUGUGAUCUCCUAUCAAUUAUUUCUGGUGGCUACUUUUACAUGUUUGAUCCUCGUGGUCUGGCAUUAGCUCUACCUUCAGCUUGUGCUCCUGCAGCAAAAAUGUUUUCACUGACUGGUACUAAUUUGACUGGGCGAUUUUGUGAUCAAUUUAGUCCGAUGAUGAUUGGUCAAAAUAUGUCAUGGUCACCAUCAGAUUCUACCAUUAUCCGCAUGCCGUUGUCGUCAGAAUGUUUAAAAGAUGGACUGGAGAUUGGAUUAAAGAGAAUAAAGCAAAUAACUGACAGAUUUUUGGAGCAUGGAUCUAGAACACUUCUAUUCCUGAAGUCAAUUUUACAGGUGUCAUUCUCAACAUGGGAGGAGGGAAACCCAGAGCUGUGCCAGGAUUAUUCAGUUUGUGUUGAUUCAUCAUCUGUUCAUAUGAGGAAUCCUUUUUCAGAAAAGAAGUGGAGGAAGUUCCAAAUAUCAAGGUUAUUUAGUAGCUCAAGCGCUGCAAUAAAAUUGCAAGUAUUAGAUGUGCAAAUUUUCCAAGGAGGAACUAGAGUUGUUGAUCGAUGGCUUGUUGCACUCAGCCUGGGUUCUGGACAAACAAGAAAUAUGGCUCUUGAUAGGCGCUAUCUGUCAUACAACUUAACACCUGUUGCUGGAGUUGCAGCGCAUAUUUCCCGAGAUGGCAAUCCUGCUGAUAUUUAUUUAACGAAUCCCAUGAUGUCCCCUCUUCCUUUGUCUGGUGCAGUAGAUUUUCCUGUCACUGUUUUUGGAUGUUUCCUUGUGUGUCACAAUGGCGGUCGUUUCCUUUUUAAGCACCAAGACAAGGAAGCUUUGGUAGCGGUACAACCCGAUGCUGGAAAUAACUUAAUUGAAGCUUGGAACAGAGAACUGAUGUCAUGUGUUCGUGAUUCCUACAUUGAAAUGAUACUGGAAAUCCAAAAGUUAAGAAGAGACCCUUCGAGUUCUGGAAUUGAGUCGAAUGCAGGCCGUGCAGUUAGUCUGCCUUUGAAGGCCUAUGGAGAUCAAAUUUAUUCCUUUUGGCCAAGGUCUAGCAAGCACGCUUUGAUUGAUCAGACUGGAAAUGGCAGAAAUUUAGUUACAACAGAAGUGCUUAAAGCAGAUUGGGAAUGUCUAGUUGAGCAGGUAAUAAAGCCUUUUUAUGCCCAUGCUAUCAACCUUCCUGUGUGGCAGCUGUACUCGGGAAAUUUAGUCAAGGCUGAAGAGGGGAUGUUUCUUUCACAACCAGGGAAUGGGGUGAGUGGUAAUUUGCUUCCAGCUACGGUUUGUGGCUUUGUGAAGGAGCAUUACCCAGUAUUUUCAGUACCCUGGGAGUUGGUGACUGAGAUCCAAGCCGUGGGGGCUACAGUUCGAGAAAUUAAACCUAAAAUGGUUCGAGAACAUCUAAGGGUUUCUUCAACAUCUAUUGUUCUUCGAUCUGUUGAUACUUAUGUGGAUGUUCUUGAGUAUUGCUUGUCUGAUAUUCAGCUCCCAGGAUCAUCUAAUUUUAAUGAAGAUGAUGCAUCACUAAACCCCAUUAACUCUAAUUCUAUUUAUAGAGCAUCUAAUGUUGUGGAUGGUAGUUCUACUUCUGUUUCAGUCCCUUAUGUGGGUAGUUUUCCUGGGUUGUCCACCGAGAGUGCAGCCAGCUCCGGAGAUGCUCUUGAAAUGAUGGCAAGUUUGGGGAAGGCUAUAUUUGAAAUUGGGCGGGUAGUUGUUGAAGAUAUUGGUCGGACUGGAGGGCCAUUAGUUCAAAGAAACACCAUUGGCAGUAGCAGGAAUAGCAGCAGUGGAAAUGUGGAUCAGAAGCUUUUAUCAAUAGCUGCUGAGCUCAAAGGUUUACCAUGUCCAACUGCAACGAAUCAUCUAACAAAGUUGGGGGUUACUGAACUUUGGUAUGGAGACAAGGAGCAGCAGGAACUAAUGAGUCCGUUAGCAGCAAAGUUUAUCCAUCCCAAGAUAUUGGAUAGAUCAAUCUUGGCUGAUUUUUUUUCGAAUUCUGCUCUUCAGAGAUUGUUAAAACUACAGAAUUUCUCUCUUCACUUACUGGCUAGUCAUAUGAGGCUACUUUUCCAUGCUAACUGGGUGAGUCAUGUAAUGGGUUCAAAUAUGGCUCCUUGGUUUUCGUGGGAGAAAACAAUGAGUUCUGGCGGUGAAGGUGGUCCUUCCCCUGAAUGGAUAAGACUCUUUUGGAAAAGUUUCAGUUGGCCAUCAGAAGACCUCUCUCUCUUUUCUGAUUGGCCCCUAAUUCCUGCUUUUCUUGGUAGGCCAAUCUUAUGCCGUGUAAGGGAGCGUCAUUUGGUCUUCAUUCCACCCCCAGUUACUUCUCCAACCUCAGCAGACGGUGUCUCAGAAAUAGGUGCAACAGGAAGAGAUCCAGCUGUAUUACCUAUGAAUCUCACCUCUGAGAGUAGAGUAGUUCAAUCCUAUGUUUCGGCUUUUGAAGUAGCCAGAACCAAAUACCCUUGGUUGUUGUCACUGUUGAACCACUGUAACAUCCCCAUUUAUGAUAUAGCUUUCAUCGACUGUGCUGUUCCAUGCAGUUUCCUCCCCAAUUCCAGCCAAUCAUUAGGGCAAGUUAUUGCUUCCAAGCUUGUUGCAGCUAAACAUGCUGGCUAUUUCCCUGAACUUGCUUCUCUUUCAACUUCAGAUCGAGAUGAACUUUUUACCCUUUUUGCUAAUGAUUUCUUUUCUAACAGCUCUAAUUACAGAGUUGAAGAACUUGAAAUUUUACGUUCUCUACCUAUAUAUAAAACAGUUGUGGGUUCAUACACUCCCUUGCACAUAGAAGAUCAAUGUAUGAUCUCUUCAAAUUCAUUCCUUAAACCAUACGAUGAGCGUUGCCUUUCUUAUUCCACAGAUUCAAUUGAGUUUUCAUUACUUCGAGCCCUUGGGGUCUCUGAAUUGCAUGAUCAACAAAUUUUGAUAAGGUUUGGAUUGCCUGGGUUUGAGGGAAAACCUCAGCCUGAGCAGGAGGAUAUAUUGAUAUAUCUGUACACGAACUGGCAAGAUCUUCAGGUUGAUUCUUCUUUAGUUGAAGCUUUGAGGGAGACUAAAUUUGUGAGGAAUACUGAUGAAUUUUCCACAGAUCUGUCUAGACCAAAAGAUCUCUUUGAUCCCACUGAUGCUUUAUUAACUUCUGUUUUCUCUGGUGAGAGAAAAAAGUUUCCAGGAGAAAGGUUCAGUACAGAUGGGUGGCUUCGCAUUUUGAGGAAAGUUGGCCUUCAAACUGCAACAGAAGCAGAUGUAAUACUUGAAUGUGCCAAAAGAGUACAGCUUCUUGGAAGUGAAUGCAUGAAAUCAGGGAAUUUAGAUGAUUUUGAGUUGUACAUAACCAACUCUCAGAAUGAAGUUUCUAUGGAAAUUUGGUCAUUAGCGGGAUCGGUUGUUGAAGCUAUUUUGACAAAUUUUGCUGUGCUUUAUGGAAACAACUUCUGUAAUCUCCUUGGCAGAAUUGCAUGCAUACCUGCUGAACUGGGCUUGCCAAAUUUUGGAGGCAAGAAAGGUGGGAAGAGAGUUCUCACUUCAUAUAGUGAAGCGAUUCUGUCCAAGGAUUGGCCACUGGCUUGGAGUUGUGUGCCCAUUAUCUCUAAACAAGCUAUUGUUCCUCCUGAGUACUCUUGGGGAGCACUCCACCUGAGGAGCCCUCCAGCUUUUUCUACAGUUCUAAAACAUUUGCAGGUUAUUGGAAGAAAUGGAGGUGAGGACACUCUGGCUCACUGGCCAACUACAUCAGGCUUGAUGACCAUUGAUGAAGCUUGUUGUGAGGUUUUGAAGUAUCUAGAUAAGGUUUGGGGUUCCCUUUCUUCUUCAGAUAUAAUGGAGUUGCAGAGAGUGGCAUUUCUGCCUGCUGCAAAUGGAACACGUCUGGUUACAGCAAAUUCUCUUUUUGUGCGUCUGACAAUAAACUUGUCCCCAUUUGCAUUUGAACUUUCUUCUUUAUAUCUUCCUUUUGUAAAGAUUCUUAAAGAUUUGGGACUUCAAGACGUUCUAUCAGUUACUUCUGCAAAGGAUAUCCUUUUAAAACUCCAGAAAGCUUGUGGAUACCAGCGUUUAAAUCCAAAUGAACUCCGUGCUGUGAUGGAAGUUUUGCAUUUUGUCUGUGAGACUGUUGAGUCUGAUGGGUCCAUCUGGAAAUCAGAAGCAAUAGUCCCGGAUGAUGGCUGCAGACUUGUUCAAGCAAAUUCCUGUGUAUAUAUUGAUGCUUAUGGCUCCCAAUAUGUCAAAUGCAUUGACACUUCCAGGUUAAGAUUUGUUCACCCACAUCUUCCGGAGGGAAUAUGUAUAGUCCUGGGUAUCAAAAAGCUAUCUGAUGUAGUGAUAGAGGAACUAGAUCCAGAGGAGCAUCUACAGGCUUUGCAACACAUUGGAUCUGUUCCACUUGGAGCCAUCAGAGAGAAGCUUUUCAGCAGAUCACUUCAGCUUGCUGUGCAAACUGUUGUAAAUAGUAUGGCUAGUCACAUUCCUGCAAUCAGUAAUCUAGCUUUGGAGGCCAUAAAAAAUUCUCUAGAAUCUGUUGCAAAGAAGUUGCAGUUUGUUAAGUGCCUCCAUACUCGGCUUUUGCUCCUUCCAAACUCUGUAGACAUUACACGUGCAGCUAAGGAUUCCAUUAUUCCAGAGUGGCAGGAUGGAUCGCAACACCGAACUCUUUACUUUGUUAGUAGGUCAAAUGCCUGUAUUCUAGUUGCUGAACCACCAGCCUAUAUUUCUGUUGUUGAUGUUAUAGCGAUUGUUGUGAGCCAGAUUUUAGGCUCCCCAACCCCAUUACCUAUUGGAUCUUUAUUUUCCUGUCCUGAAGGCUGUGAGACUGCAAUUGUUGAUAUUUUGAAGCUUUGUACUGACAAGAAAGGACCCACAAGUGGAAGCACUAGUGUGAUAGGCAAAGAAAUAUUGCCUCAAGAUGCUCUACAAGUACAAUUUCACCCGUUAAGACCCUUUUAUGCGGGAGAAAUAGUGGCUUGGCGGCCUCAAAAUGGAGAAAAGCUGAAAUAUGGGAGAGUUCCAGAGGAUGUUAGACCACACGCAGGCCAAGCACUCUACAGAUUCAAAGUAGAAGUUUCUUCAGAACUGACUAAGCCACUUCUUUCUUCACAAGUUUUCUCAUUCAGGAGCAUAUCGACAGGCAAUGAGGCUUCCUCGGCAACCUUGCUGGAUAGUACUCAUGCAGUAAUUGGUAGCAGGACGCAUGUUGAGGUGCCCAAAAUUUCUGGUGGGGCCAAAACAAGAUCUCCUCAGCUGCAGCCUGGUAAAGAGCUUCAGUAUGGCAGAGUCUCAGCUGCAGAACUUGUGCAGGCAGUUCAUGAGAUGCUUUCUUCAGCUGGGAUCAAUAUGGAUAUGGAGCAGCAGUCCCUACUGCAAAGAACCAUAACCUUACAAGAACAGUUACAGGAGUCUCGGGCAGCACUUUUGCUUGAGCAGGAAAAAGCCGAUGUUGCUGCAAAAGAAGCCGAUACAGCAAAGGCAGCAUGGCUUUGUCGUGUCUGUUUGAGCGCAGAAGUCGACAUAACAAUAAUUCCCUGUGGGCAUGUACUCUGUCGCAGAUGCUCUUCUGCUGUUGUCAAGUGUCCCUUUUGCCGGGUCCAGGUCACAAAAACCGUGAAAAUUUAUCGGCCAUGACAACCUCUGAUGCUUUGGAUGGGGGUGUAUUGUUAUAUAGUGUAUAUGUUCUUAGAUCUACAUCUUUGAAACUGGAAUCUUUUCACUUCAUUUAAAUCCAAGGGGGUUACAUUGCUCUGUGGUCUUUUUGGGGAAAACGAUUGAACCUCGAGGGAAGUUGAUUUCCUUUGCAACAAAGCCUGAUGAGGUACUGAGUCUCAAUUUGCCCAUAUUUUUAGAAUUUUUAGGGGUGUUUUGUGGCAUCAUUUGUUCACUGAACCCCUUGUACAUAGUGGAUUAAUUUAUUAUGUACAGAGAAAUUGAAAGUCGGUUCCUUCUAUGGUAUAUUAUCCAGAUUUUUUGCUAUUUUA
Molecule: messenger RNA, 14763 nt
Organism: Alnus glutinosa
Lineage: Eukaryota; Viridiplantae; Streptophyta; Magnoliopsida; Fagales; Betulaceae
Exons: 13
Coding region: 83-14413 (4776 amino acids)
Molecular function (GO): Hsp70 protein binding
Source: RefSeq, a predicted model, not a curated record